GACAGACAGGACAAGCGAGUGAGCAGCAGUGCAAGGAGAAAUAAUGCACCGCCUAUCGAGUGCUAUAGCUCAUCCUAAUUGAGAUAUUUUGACGAAAAUGUUGGCUGGCAGAGACGUUAGGAGGACAUAGCGCAGCCAGAGGAAUCCAGCUGAGAGCCAUGUUAGUCCGUAACAAGUUGGCGAGAGCUAUAAAUUCCAUUGUGAUAAGAACGUAACAGUUUCGUCGUCGAAACUCUCGCUAUUUUUCAAACCUAUUGCAACUGCGCUGUUUUGUAAUCAAGAGAAAUGUUUAGGAGUCGAAGUUGGUUUGGUGGCGGUUUGUGGAAGCCCAAAAAUCCGCACUCGUUGGAGCAUUUAAAGUAUCUUUACAACGUGCUGUCCAAGAAUCAGACUGUGUCCGAAAGCAACAGAGGUCUGCUGGUCGAAACCUUGAGGUCUAUCGCCGAAAUCUUGAUUUGGGGCGACCAGAAUGACGGCAGCGUGUUUGACUUUUUCCUCGAGAAAAACAUGUUGUCGUUUUUCUUGAAGAUCAUGAGGCAAAAAUGUGGGAGCUACGUGUGCGUUCAACUUUUGCAGACCCUGAAUAUUUUGUUUGAGAACAUCAGAAAUGAAACUUCUCUCUAUUACCUUUUGAGCAACAAUCAUGUUAACUCCAUAAUCGUGCACAAAUUUGACUUCUCUGAUGAAGAAGUCAUGGCAUACUAUAUCUCGUUCCUCAAGACGCUUUCAUUUAAGCUUAAUACUCACACUAUCCACUUCUUCUACAAUGAGCACACAAAUGACUUUCCCUUGUAUACAGAGGCCAUUAAAUUCUUCAACCACUCCGAAAGUAUGGUCAGAAUUGCUGUUCGAACCCUAACUUUAAAUGUGUACAAAGUUGAUGACAAAUCAAUGCUUAAAUUCAUUGGGGAUCGAACUGCAGCGCCAUACUUCUCGAAUCUGGUCUGGUUCAUUGGAAAUCACGUUCUUGAACUGGACAACUGCGUGCGGAAUGACGCCGACCAUCAAAGCAAAGGAAAAUUGGCCGAUCUUGUUGCCGAGCAUCUGGAUCAUUUGCACUACUUAAACGAUAUUCUUUGCUUGGAUAUUGGUGACCUGAACUGCGUUCUGACUGAUCAGCUGUUACAUCGACUUUUGAUGCCACUUUAUGUCUUGUCUUUGGCGCCCAGACUCUCCUCCCAGGACUCUGUCACUCAGCAGAGCAGACCUUACGUGAGCAAAGUCGUUGCUUUGUUCCUUCUCUCUCAAGUGUUUCUGAUCAUCACACACGCACCUCUUGUGCACACUUUGGCUUGGAUUAUUUUGAAUUCUGACAGCUCGAGCAUAUCAGAUGACGACCAAGCUCACAAUAUGACUGCACUUGCUCAGUCGAGUAUUCCCUCCAGUAUUCCUAAACUUGUAUCUCCUCCAAAACCAACUAUCAACGAAGAGUUAGAACUUUCUUACGAGGAGAAAAAAGCCAUAGUAUGGAAAAAGGCUCACACCUCUGCGGAGCAAACAAGUGCAGACAACACUGACACUGCAACGACUAAUGAAGAGGGAGAAAGCUCAUCACAGGAGCCAGUGCCUAGUCCAGCAGGUAGUUUCUUGAAUGUGUCCGACGAGGAGAAAGAGAAACGCAGAGCUUUGAACUCACAAGGUGUGUCCUUAGUGGGUCGGCCAUUCUUAGAAGCCAUUUUCGCAUCCCUCGACUGCACGGAGAACGACUUUGUAGCCCUUUUCGCGCUCUGUCUGCUUUACUCAAUGGGCCACAACAAAGCAGGAGUCAACGAAUGCCUUUUGGACAAAGUUUUGUUUCCUGCCAAGAACUCGCAACAUUGGUACAACGGAAAUUUGAUUGAGAGGCUUAUACAGAUAAUUUCGCUGAGCUGCCAAAUGAACUCAAAAGUGCGCUUGGUGUCUCUUGAGAUGAGUAUCGGCCUGAUUCAGCAGCUGGCCCUCAGGGACAACCACAGCUAUCUCCACGAUGGACACUUGGCAGCCAUUGAAGGCGCCAGAGAGGAAAGCACUGGACAACUCAGAACAUUUUACAAAAGUGAUGAAAUUUUCCUGGACAUGUUCGAGGAAGAGUAUAACGAAAGGAAGAAAGGCGCUUUAAACGUGGAGUGGCUCAUGAUGGACUCGAACAUUUUACUUCCUCCCACCGGAACUCCAAUGACAGGCAUUGAGUUUAGUAAACGUCUUCCAUGUGGAGAAGGCGAGAGAACGCGGCGGACGAUCAGAGCCUUUCUGCUCGUUCGAGAGCUGUCGCAGUCGCUCGGAAUGGGCAAUGAGAACCAAUUGCCUCUCACCAACCCGUCAGCCUGCGUCCAAGUGGACCAAGUCCUGGACCUCAGUACGUGUCUCCCAUAUAACAGCGACCUAAUCGCCUGCACGGUGGUCACAAAAGAUGGGCAGAAGAUCAGGCGCUUCCUGGUGAUAGAUGCGCUCCAGUUGAUUUUGGUUGAGCCAGACACGAGGAGGCUAGGCUGGGGCGUGGCCAAAUUUGUCGGCUUCCUGCAGGAUUUGGAGGAGACUGGCGACAAAGACGACUCGAGAUGUCUUCACAUCACGGUGCACCGACCCCUCUCAUCCAAUACUCCGAACAGACUGCCCCUCUUGGCUGCCAAAUUUGUGUUUGAUGAUCACAUUCGGUGCAUGGCAGCAAGACAGAGGCUGACGAAGGGAAAGGCAAAAGCGAGACAAAAGAAAAUGCAGCAAAUCGCAAGACUGUUGGAAAUUCCGGCCAACCAGGCAACCCCUUCCCCUCCCACUUACUCGCUUCAAGCAAUGCGUCUGCAAGACAGAGCUAGUCGGAGUUUGCUAGGUGGCCCUAACCGUCCAUUAUUUUCCUCUGCCAUCAAAGCGCCAGGAUUCGCAGCCGCCGUGCGGCGCGAGGAGAGCGGCAGAAGCUCCAGAACUCCUUCCCCGUCCUCUAGGACCUCGUCGGAAAAUACUGGCACGAGAUCAAGGGAGGGUUCCCCCAAAAUGCCCAGACCGCGAAGCGAGGAGAUCCCGCUAGAGGAUAUGUCGUCUCAAGAGGGUGGAAGCUCCAGCUCAAGUCUUCCCCUGCAGGAUCCAACAAAUACCAGCACACCUGUGUCCAACCAAAAUAAAGUUGGUAGAGGAGCGACGAGAAGACGCCACAUGGAAGCGUCGCGCCGACUCCUGUCGCCGUCGCCGAGACGCGCCAGCGAAUCUCCUUCGAGAAUGGCCCAAGCGAUGGAGAGGAGCUCCAGCAUGUCAAACUCUCCAAGUGCCACCCCUCCCAUUCCAAGUUCACACCCUGAAACGGAAACCUCUUUCACCGAGGUACCACAAGACACUGGUGAUCCAAACGGAAAUAACUCUUUCAAGCGAAGUGACUCAGCUGACAGGAAAAAGAAAGGCUCCGUAGAAAUUAUUUGAUUGUUCAAGAAAUAAAUUAUAUUGUUUUCUAUAACAAA
Cloeon dipterum is the source of this 3425-nucleotide messenger RNA. RefSeq names its product C-type lectin domain containing ema (gene ema). The transcript has 18 exons. Gene Ontology annotation, biological process: regulation of autophagosome maturation; endosomal transport; endosome to lysosome transport. Gene Ontology annotation, cellular component: endolysosome membrane; late endosome. The coding region runs from base 286 to 3387 and encodes 1033 amino acids. The record is from RefSeq and is a predicted model, not a curated record. Lineage: Eukaryota; Metazoa; Arthropoda; Insecta; Ephemeroptera; Baetidae.